Arabidopsis lyrata subsp. lyrata is the source of this 1313-nucleotide messenger RNA. RefSeq names its product F-box protein At5g50450. The record is from RefSeq and is a predicted model, not a curated record. Gene Ontology annotation, molecular function: protein binding. NCBI's taxonomy places the organism in Eukaryota, Viridiplantae, Streptophyta, Magnoliopsida, Brassicales, Brassicaceae.
GUUUUUUUUUAAAAAAAGGGAACGAGGCCAUUGAAGCAGUUUCUUAAUCACGAGUGUGUGUGUCUAUAAAUGUACACACCAUCUCCUUUCUCCAGAUUUUCUCUCCACUCUCUCAUCUCAAAUCUCUCAACACACAAAACCAACAAUAACCAAUCUUCUUCCGAUGACGCAUCUCAACAAAAAACAGAGGUUAGAGAAGAACCAUAACCAUUUCGACGACUUACAUGACGAUCUCAUCAUCUCUAUCCUCCGUAAACUCGCUUCCUCCGCUUCUUCUCCUUCCGAUUUCCUCACCGUACUCUCCACAUGCAAGAGAUUGAAUCGGUUAGGUUUACAACCUCUGGUUUUAUCAAAAGCCGGUACUCAAACCCUAGCCGUCACGGCGGAGAAAUGGUCAGAUUCUUCUCAUAAAUUCCUCAAACUCUGUGUUAAUGCCGGAAACAUCGACGCUUCUUACGCUCUCGGAAUGAUCCGAUUUUACUGUCUUCAAAAUCCAGUGAGCGGCGCGUCUUUAAUGGCUAAAGCCGCGAUUAAAUCUCACGCGCCGGCGCUUUAUUCGUUAUCGGUGAUUCAGUUUAACGGAAGCGGCGGUUCAAAAACCGAUAAGAACCUACGCGCCGGCGUUACUCUUUGUGCACGCUCUGCUUAUUUAGGCCACGUCGAUGCGUUACGAGAGCUUGGUCACCGUCUUCAAGACGGUUACGGUGUUCCUCGUGACGUCUCUGAAGGUCGUCGUCUUUUGAUUCAAGCUUACGCGCGUGAGCUCGCGUGUUCUCUACGCUCUUACCUCUCUCUGAAAUAUGGAGACGAGAUCUUAACUGAUUUAAGCGUGGUUCCGGUUCAGGAGAUUCAUCCGGUUUACCGGUUUUUGAAGGAGUGGUUUAGUUCGGGUCGGGUUGAUUUAUCGGAAGGGUUAAGGAUGUGUUCGCACGGUGGUUGUGGAAGGCCGGAGACUCGGGCUCAUGAGUUCCGCCGAUGUUCUGUUUGUGGGAAGGUGAAUUAUUGCUCACGUGGUUGUCAGGCGUUGGAUUGGAGAGCCACGCAUAAGAUUGCAUGUACGCCCUUGGAUUUGUGGAUUGCGGUACCGGCGGAGAUUGGCGUCGACGGUGAAGCGGUGGCGGUGGAGAUUGAUGAUAAUCAUGGUGAGCGGUAACGGCUCUGACGCUUUUUAAGUAAAUGACUAAAAUGCCAACAGUUUCUUUGACUGUUGAGUUUUUUUUGAAAAUUCUUAAUUAAUUAGUUUGGGCGUUUCUGAAUUCUCUGAUACUAAAAUGACAUGUUAUUUUAAAUAAUAUAGUUUUUUUUUCCUUACA